Molecule: messenger RNA, 2054 nt
Organism: Elgaria multicarinata webbii
Lineage: Eukaryota; Metazoa; Chordata; Lepidosauria; Squamata; Anguidae
Gene: CCSAP
Product: centriole, cilia and spindle associated protein
Exons: 3
Coding region: 9-884 (291 amino acids)
Biological process (GO): regulation of mitotic spindle assembly
Cellular component (GO): cytoskeleton; spindle; centriole
Molecular function (GO): microtubule binding
Source: RefSeq, a predicted model, not a curated record
GGCCAUCGAUGCGCGGCUGCAGGGCAGGAUUGACGGGACACGGCCCCGCCGCCAUGGUGCCGGUGCGCGGGGUGAAAAGCGAGUAUAUGAAGCGCUUCAAGGAGCCGAAAUGGGAGGCGUGCGGCCCCUGCUACCAGGAGUUGUUGCGCUACCGCCUGAGCCGGCGCCUCCUGGAACAAGCGCACCGGCCCUGGUUUUGGGACGGCUGGGAGCAGGACAGCAGCCUGAGCGGCGGCGGCGGAGGGAGCAGCGGCGGCAGCAGCAGCGGCGGCGGCUCCCCGUCGCCUCCGGGCACUUCGAGCCCCCCGGCGGCGCAGCAGCGAGAGGCAGAAGCGGCGGGGGCGUUAGUGACCGGGGAGCCUGUUCUCGGCAGGACCGGGGGCGGCACUGGGGAGGCUGCAGCAUCGAGCCCGGCAGAGCCCCUGCGCGGAUCCGAGGAAGAAGACCAAGAAAAAGCUGAAGCAGAGAGAGAUGAAAAGAAGUCUGUGGGGAAAGGAACCGACACUUCAACCCAUCAUCAGAAAGGGCAGCCUUUGAGUCGCGGUGCCUUGGGUGGCCGAGGUGACAGGAGGCGAGCGAAAAGUCCUCAAAGGACAGAUGCAGCAAAGGGGCUGAAACACCCAUUUGCUUUAUAUGGUUGGGGAGAAAAACAGACUGAUACGGGCAGUCAGAAAACCCAUAACGUCUGUGCGUCUGCUUCAGUGAACGAAAUCCAUGAGUCCGCGCUAAGAGCAAAGAACAGAAGGCAAGUGGAGAAAAGGAAGCUGUCUCAGAGACGCAUUCACUCGGCAGAAGUGGAGAGAACCUGGAAAGCGCAGUCUGCGGGACCAGACAAUCCCUGGAUGACGGAAUAUAUGAGGUGUUAUUCAGCACGUGCUCGGUGACUCAAAACUUGAUUGGACUUGUCUUUUUUUUAAUUCAAAAAUAGUAUCGGGGAAACAGCUGGGACCCUAGAGCAAAACUCCAAACUACUUAUGCAGCAUUUUUACAAAAGGAUUUUUCCAACAUUUAUUACACUUGUUUAUAUUUUGGCUACUUAUCUCGGCAGCUGAAGGAACAAUUGGGUCCAUGCUGAUGGGGGCUAGGUUGGCCAGUAUAGCUUCCUUAAAAAGAGUCAUGCCAAGAGAUAUUUCUCUUGACCUUCAGCUGCAAAUAUAUCAAAGGUUGUAGAAGGAACCUUUUCAAUGAAAGAACUCGCAAGGGUUUCUUGACAGAAAUGUAGUCCUUCUUUGAUAACUAAGGACCUGCAGAACGUUAGUUGUCCUUAAGAUGCAUUGAGAGUUUGUUACAACUAACUUAAACUUUUCUUUGUAUCGAGGGCCAUGAAAUUUUACAAAUCAGGUUGCUGUAAAAAUUCUUUAAGGAGGGAUGUAGGUGCCAUUGCAUUUCCUUGUGGCUUUUAUAUUACUUUGCAAUGAUUUGCAUCAGGCCUGCAUAACUUGUGAUCUAGCAAGCCAAAUGCCACCCACCAACUGUCUCUGGAGGCUUACUGUGGAUUUAAUAAACCACCUGUUAUUCCUUCCCAAGAUUGCAAAAACAGUAGGUUGUUAUCCACCUGACAUCACAUAAAUGGCCUGCUAUCUGUGAAGGAUGGUAUAUCUGGAAUCACAAGGGCCAGUUUUAGAAGUCUGAAAGUUUCCCCAAACAUUUGGCAAUUUUUUAGAGUGAUUUGUUCCAGAUUACAUUCCAUUUGUGGAUUUUGUGGCCAUCUGGAAUGGGGAGGUUUUGGUGCAAUAGAUUAGUAAUGUGCUAUGAUUGUAUUUUUAAACUGUUUAUUUGCUAUCAUGAACUCAUACCAAAUGAUGGAUAUAGACAAUCAUUAAUUAGUGAUGGAGCUCUGUUUAGUAGUUUACAGUAAGUAACAUGGACUGAACUGGGAUGUAUUUUUCUUUCAAUGCUUCAUCUGGAUGGACUAAAAUAUGUUUUGUAAACAGUUUUGUUAGAUAAGCUUCUGCAUAGUGAAAUUUUUCUAUUGUUUGUACACUAAAUUCUUUAAAUCUUCUACAAGCUUGAUCAAGCCAGUGUACAUUCCAUAAAGUAUGUUCAGGACUCAG